CGAAACAAAAAGCUUGAGUAGCUUAAGUGUUUAAGUUUCAAUAGAGCAGUUUCAUUUCUUUAUUUCCUUUCCCAUUUUUUGAAACUCUCAAUGUUUUCUUCAAACCCUCAAAAGACAGACAAUAGUUGGGGCUCAGCUACUGGGUUUGGAAAGUCUUCAUCUUUCAGUGGACCAUCAUCUGACCCUAAAAGAACACAAUCUGGAGGUCUAUUUGGAUCUAGUGCCACUGGAUCUACUGCACCAUCUGGUGGAUUAUUUGGAUCGAGUACCACUGGACCCACAGCACCAUCCGGUGGAUUGUUUGGCUCUUCCACUAAUAAUACAUCAUCUACAUUUGGAAAUACAAAUUCUACAUCAAACAAUACCACAAUUGGGUCAACACUGGGUGGGUUGUUUGGCAACAAUACAGCACCUGCCAAUCUGUCCAAUAGCACAACUGGCACACUGGGCGGCUUAUUUGGCAACUCCAACACCACGUCAAAUGUAGGGUCUGGGUUAUUUGGAAAUUCAUCCUCCGGUGUAAAGCCCACUGGUUUGUUUGGAGCUGCUCCAAAACCAAACCAAUCUGGUCAACCAAAUGGUUUGUUUGGCUCAAAUAACACCGCUACUAGUAAUAAUAUUAUGGGUCAAGGCUCAUUGUUUGGGGCACAAUCUCAAGGGAUUGGAUCUCAAUCAAAUACAAAUCCAUAUAAUUAUAACAAUUCGUUCGGUAACAUUAAACAAGAUGUUUCUACUAUGCCGCAAUCUAUUACUGAAAAUUUGUUUCUGAAUUCUUCUCGAAUGGAAUCAACUAAUAGAAAGAGAGUAUUUUCUGAUACCACCAAUAGUAAUUCAAGGGCCACAAAUGGUAAUUCUACUGCAAAGCUCUCUCUUUUAUCAAGAUUGGGACAAACCAUAAAAUCGUUUAGAUCUUCAAAGAAUGCACCAACUCCAUUGCCAGAGACAAGUGCGGAAAUGAAAGGAAUUUUCACUCCAUCUAAUUAUGUUAAUUUCAAGAACGUAAAAGGUGGCGCCAAUCAUUUGAGAUCUUCAUCUUUGGGAACUAAGUCAAGUAACGCUCUCCAUUUACAAAAGGGAAAUACCACUGGUAAUCAUAGUGAUGUCAAGAGGUUAGUAAUUAAAUCCAAACCACUUAAAUUCCAUUUGAUUGAUACUGACAAAGUCUUCAAUACCAAGAGAAGAAGAAUCUUAGUGGAGAACUCAACAGCUAAGGUAAUUCUGUCUGAUAAGAUUCUCAAUGGUGGUUUUGAAAGCGAUGAAGAAAUUGAAAGUGAUGAUGAUUUAAUGGAAGGUAAAUCAAAAUUAGAAUCUCUCUCGUCAAGAUUCCCAUAUCGUAAGCAUAACUCGGAAAGAAGGCUUUCGGAGACAGUUGAUGGUUCCAACAUUGUUGAAGAUAAAGUUAACUUGGAUGAUAAGGACCUUAAUGAUGGAUACUGGUGUAGUCCCUCCAUCAAAGAACUUUCCGGCUAUUCAAUUGAUCAAUUGAGUGAAGUUGAUAAUUUCAUUAUUGGGAAAGUUGGAUUUGGUCAAAUCUCAUAUGGCUAUCCCGUUGAUUUAUCUGGAGUGCUGGUUAGCUGUAAGGAUAACGGUACCACUUUAAAUAAGGAAUUAUUUGGGAACCUUGUACAAUUUAAGAAAGGAUGUGUCUUGGUGUAUCAUGGUGAUGCAAAUAAGCCACCUAUUGGUUUCGGGUUGAAUGUACCUGCAACUAUCACUAUGGAGAAUAUGUUCCCAAAGUCAUCAGAGACAUCAAUUGAGUUCAUUAAAAGGUUGCAAAUGCAAAAGGGUAUGGACUUUGUUACUUAUGAUCCAAUUACGGGGUAUUGGGUAUUCAAGGUUAUGCACUUUAGUAUCUGGGGGUUAAUAGAUGAUGAAGAAGAAUUAAGCCCUGAUUUGGUUUCCAUAAAGAGAAAGCAGGAUGAAUUAGAAGCUGAGGCUAGAUUAGAAUCAUCAAAAAUCUAUGAAACGGAUGAAUACAGAGAAGAAUUGAAACGUCAAAGAGUUACCAGUUUUACCAAGGGUGUUCCUGGUGGAUGGGGUAGCACUGAAAAGACACAACCGAAUGCUGCUCUUAUAAAACGAAUGACUGUUGCUAAUGAAAUACAGAAUCAAUUAGAGCUCUUUAGAGAAGAACAAACUAAUAAUGUUCUUAAUCAUCAUGAUGGUGAUAUUACUGUUGAUUCUGAUCGUUCACUGAGAUCCGAUUCUCCAGCUAGCUUGGUCUUCAGUUGUCCUGUUGAGGAUACCUAUGGCUACAAAGAAAAAAGUGAACCAAAGUUUAAGUAUUUGAAACAGCUUGUGAGUGUAUUGCCAAAUAACAUUCUAAUGGAUGAUUUGGUUGAUGAAAAGGCAUAUGAAGCAGAAAUUUCUAAUGAGGCAAUCUUUGAUAAUAUUCAAGUAAGACCAAACAUUGCAAUUUCGGAUGAUUGGUUAGUUCAAUUAGAGUUGGCUAAUGAUCUUAACUCUUCAUUGAACCCACUCACUGGUGACACUUCUGAAAGUAAACAUUUAUCUGUUGAUAUGAUGGACAAUAUGCUUUUUUCUGGUGUUGAUUUAUCUAUGGGCAAAACCACGUCUGACCGUAUUAUGCCUGAACAUAGUGAUAGUACCCAAAAGAGUUUGGAACCUUCUAGUAUUGGUGAAUCUAAAAUCAUUAACACUUUACUUACCAAAACUGAUGUAUCAACUCGCUCAGUCAACGGAUAUCCUCAAUUGCCACGUAAACUUAAUGUCACUUUCAAAGAUCUUUUGAUUGAAGAAUAUCAACCUGAGGAAGAAGUUCAUAUAAUCAAACUUUGCUCUGCAUUAUUUGACAAGCACGACGUUUCCUUAGAAGGGGUGGAGUCUAAGGACAUAAAAUUAAUUAAUCAUUUGACUGGCCUUAAUCGUAGAGAGAUUUUUUCUGAGUGGUUAAGAGCUUACAACGUAAACACCAUUGAAAAGCUUACGAAAUCAUCGCAAAAUGAUCCAUUAGAUCUUAUUUAUAUUCAAAUCUGCGCUGGAGAUCUUAAAAGUGCAAUUGAGUUAGCAUUGAAUUCAAAUAACAAUCAUCUUGCUGUUUUGUUGACUCUUUUGGACGCAAAUGAUUCCGGAGUUAGGACCGUUGCAUCUUCUCAAUUACAAUAUUGGCAAGAAUUUCUGUCAUCAUCUUUUAUCCCAAAUACAGUUACUAAAAUAUAUCAAAUUUUAUCUGGUGACUUUGAUGAAAUUUUAUCUGACUUACCUUGGAAUAUCGCAUUUGCAUUGAAAUAUUUCUAUGGUGAUUACAGUCAAGAUUUGGGAAAUUUGAUUCAAGAAUUUAAAAAUAAAUUAAAACCUUCUGGUGUAAUUUUUGAAACAUUAGAACUUUAUCAGAAUAUAGAAACUAUUGGAUUAUCUAAGGCUCUUUCUGGUAUCAAUUCGACCCACUUAAGUAUUUGUUUGAAAUGGUUUAUCACUAUAAUUUUAGGUGGAGAUAUUGAUACUCCUUUGGAUACGGAGGAUACACUUACACACUUAUAUGGGAAAUAUUUGACUAACCUCGGGUUAUGGAAAAAGGCUAUAUUUGUUUAUUCCCGCUUGGAAAAUGACAAAGACAAUGAAACAGCCAUUCGCAAACUUAUUUUUGAUAAUAUUACUGAUAUUAAUAUCAAUGAUGUUGAAGAAGAAAAGUUCUUUACAAACCUGUUACGUGUACCACAUAGUCUUAUUUACGAAGCUGUUGCUUCAAAUGAAGGAAAGCAAGGAAAUCACUGGGCACAAUGUGAAGCAUUGUUGGUUGCUAACCUCUGGGAAGAAGUUCAUGAAUGCAUAGUAUCAAACCUUGGACCAUCUACAGUAAUUACCAAUAAUGCUGUAUUGAAGACGCAACUUCUUGAUAUUGUCUCACGUAUUCCAAGUCAUGGGUUAAUUAUCCCACAAUGGUCACAGGGAGCCGGAAUCUACGUUCAAUAUGUUCAACUUGUUAAUUCAUUUGGUGAAAACUCUGAAUUUUCAGUCGUCAGAUCUCCAGAAUUCAAGAAAACUCUUGAUUCUCUUUUGUCAAACAUUCCGUUAAUGAUCCCCUUAUCAUUAUCCUCCUUCCAAAACAAAGUUGCUUUGAAAAUCAUUUCUAAGAGAGUUGGGGACUGGGCUCUAGUAUCUUCAGGAGAACUCAAGGAUAAAAUAAAAUCGUUACCAUUAGGUGAAAAUGAACGUCAAUAUUUUGAUAUUCGUUUAGCCACUGCAUGAUAAAAGCUGCUCUAUAUACAUAUAUCUAAUCUAAUCUGCAUAUAACUUUAACAAAAAG
[Candida] anglica is the source of this 4267-nucleotide messenger RNA. Lineage: Eukaryota; Fungi; Ascomycota; Pichiomycetes; Serinales; Debaryomycetaceae. The record is from the annotation of a GenBank genome assembly.